Anisakis simplex (herring worm) is the source of this 423-nucleotide messenger RNA. The record is from the annotation of a GenBank genome assembly. NCBI's taxonomy places the organism in Eukaryota, Metazoa, Nematoda, Chromadorea, Rhabditida, Anisakidae.
AUGAAAGGAAAAGCCGAGCUGCUACGUGCCAAGAAGAAUCUCGAAUCGGAGAUCAACAUGCAGAUCGACGAAGAGCAGCGCAAUCGCGAGGAAUUCCGUGAGAACUAUCUAUCGGCCGAGAAACGUCUGGCGUUGGCACAAUCCGAAAAAGAGGACAUUCAGGCGAAUAUCAUGCAGACGGAAAGACUGAAAAAGCAACAAGAAGCCGAGCUGGCCGAAUGUAAACAACAGAGCAGUGAGUUGACGACGAGGAACGCGAACUUGAAAGCGGCCAAAAAGAAGCUCGAAGCCGAAAUGCAGUUGAUCAGGGGUGAACUGGAUGAGACUCUAAACGAGCUGAAGGCAUCUGAGGAACGUUCGAAGAAGGCGAAUGCGGAUGCAGCACGUCUUGGUGAGGAGUUGAGACAGGAGCAGGAGCAUGGC